UGCACCACCGCCCUCAGGCACCCGCCUGGCCCACACCACUGUGACCUGAUCAAGUCUUCAGAGAGUGAGAAAGAAACUCUCUCAGGACUACUCAAAGAACUUUGAGAACAAGUUUUGCUGCAUUUGAUUUAUUUAUUGAUCUACUUAUUUGGUGAAAUGGCAUGCAGAACUUGCCUCUGGCUGCUAGGGACAGCAUUUUUUACUUGCACAGUGCGCCUGGUUGUUGAGGGUACGGAGGUGGGAGCACCCCAGGGGUCGCACCCGGAGCCAGGGGUGGUGGGAUCAAAUCACAGCCAGGCUGGAGGGGGCCAUGGGUCCAGCAUCUCAGGGAUACAAAUCGUGACCUUUAAGUGGCACCAUGUGGAAGCCCCCUACCUCAUCGCCUUAUGGAUACUUGUGGCUGGGGUAUCCAAGAUGGUGGUUGAGCUGAACCACAGCCUGACCAGUGUGAUCCCGGAGAGCGCCCUCCUCAUCCUCAUCGGUUGGAUCCUGGGCGGCAUCAUCUACGGGGCAGGCAAGAUGCAGACCUUCACCCUGACACCCACCGUCUUCUUCUUCUACCUGCUGCCCCAAGUCAUCCUGGACGCGGGCUACUUCAUGCCCAACAAGCUGUUCUUCAGCAACAUGGGCGCCAUCCUGGUUUACGCUGUGAUUGGCACCUGCUGGAACGCUGCCACUGUGGGUCUCGGCCUCUGGGGGUGCUGGUUGGGCGGGGCCAUGGGUGAUAUCGACAUUGGUCUCCUUCAGUUCCUGUUGUUUGGGAGUCUAAUUGCUGCUGUGGACCCCGUGGCUGUAAUUGCCGUGUUUGAGGAGGUCCAUGUCAACGAGGUCCUGUUCAUCAUGGUGUUUGGGGAGUCCCUCCUCAACGAUGGUGUCACAGUGGUGCUGUUCAAUGUGUUUGAUGCAUUCGUGUCGCUGGGAGGGGCAGAAAUCGAUGCUGUAGAGAUCAUUAAAGGCAUAAUCUCGUUCUUCGUGGUGGCAUUCGGAGGCUCCCUGGUUGGUAUUAUCUUUGCUCUGCUGAUCUCGCUCCUGACCAGAUGCACAAAGAACAUCCAGAUCAUUGAGCCAGGCUUCAUCUUCAUCCUGGGCUACCUCUCCUACCUGACAGCUGAGAUGCUCUCGCUAUCCGCUAUCCUGUCGAUCGUGUUUUGUGGCAUCUGCAGUCAGAAGUAUAUCAAUGCCAACAUGGAUGAAUGUUCGGUCACCACAGUACGAUACGUCAUGAAGGUGUUCGCCAAUGGCUCAGAGACCAUCAUCUUUGUCUUCCUCGGCAUCUCGGCCAUAGAUCCAGCUAUAUGGGUGUGGAACACAGGCUUCAUCCUCCUCACACUCCUCUUCAUCUUUGUGUUCAGGUUCAUAGGGGUCUUUCUCCUUACCUGGAUUCUGAACAAGUACCGACUGGUUCCCUUGGAGUUCAUUGAUCAGGUGGUGAUGAGCUACGGUGGCCUACGAGGGGCAGUUGCCUAUGGCCUUGUGGCCAUGCUGGAUGAGAAUAAGUUCAAAGAGAAGAAUUUGAUGGUCAGCACCACCCUCAUAGUGGUGUACUUCACUGUCAUGCUGCAGGGAAUAACCAUGAAACCACUGGUCACCUGGCUGAAAGUGAAGAGAGCAGCCGUGACAGAACUCACACUAGCUGAAAAAAUACAGAAUAGGACCUUUGACCACAUGCUUGUCGCCAUAGAGGACAUUUCUGGACAAAUAGGACAUAACUACAUGAGAGACAAGUGGCAUAACUUUGAGGAGAGGUGGUUGUGCUGGCUCUUGAUGAAGCCCUCUGCCAGGAAAUCUCGUGACUACAUAUUCAACAUCUUCCACCAGCUCAACCUCAAGGAUGCCAUGAGCUAUGUAAAGGAGGGAGAACGCAGAGGCUCAUUGGCGUUCGUUCGGAAGGAGACCAAGGCCGAUGUGGAUUUCAAUAAGAAGUUUCGUGCCAGUUUCUCUGAGAUUAUGCCUGACAUCAUGGCAGAUAAUAUGGGACCGGAUCAUGUUCCACUUUCCUCUAUCUUACAGGACAUUGUGCCCUCUGUCUGCCUGGACAUGCAUGAGCAGGACCUGGAAAUGAGGGAGUCAGAGGACUUUAAUGCACACCAUCUACUGCAGCAGCACUUGUACAGAGGCAGGAAACAGCACAGACACAGGUACAGUCGGAAGCACCUCGAAGUCAACAAGGACAAGAAUGAGGUGCAAGAGAUCUUCCAGAGAACAAUGAGAAGCCGUCUAGAGUCAUUCAAGUCAGCCAAAAUGGGUGUCGCCCCUGCCAAGAAGAUCCAAACCAAGCAUCAAAAGAAAGAUAAACCACAAAAGAUGCCAAAUGGAAACUCCACGGAUAAAAGUAAAAACCAUCCUUAUGGGGAUAAAGAUUUUGAGUUUUCUGAAGGAGACUGUGGCUCUGGUGGCGAGGCUGCUGGCGAUUUAUUCCCCAUGAGGGCCUAUAGAGUAGAAGCUGGAAUAGUGAACCCAGCCUUCAUGGCAGAGAUGGACCCCAUGGACAACAUGCAACAGAUGCAGCAGAUCCCACAUGUAGCACUUCUUCCACAAACCUUGAACUCCUUUGACACCUAACCCUGGGUCCAGGUCGUGACCCCAGUUGCCAAAGAAUCAAACAUUGCACCUGCUCUUUGACAAAACAUUUACUAGGGCAUGUUUUCUUUGCUGUGCAGUUGUUUAAUCAUAGUUCUGUAUCCCCAGACAAAACAUUCCAGGUCCAGUAACCCUUGUGCUCUCCAAAUAAGGCUUUCAGUCUUGAUUGAGCUAUUCCCUCUUCUUAGUGUAUGUUUGGUUGUAGGUUAGGUUUUUUAAAGUAAAGGGAACUGUGCUGUAUAUAACUCCAUCGUAACAGACGAAGAUCAUCAUGAGACCAAAACCAAAUAAGAAUGUUGGACAUUUGACCUUGCCAUCCAAAUCCAUGGUAAAUUCUGACCCAGUUUACCUGACAAAACCAAUCCCUCAAACAAUCCAGGCUUUGACUGGCUUGCUCACAUCCCAUGUAGGCUGACAGUAAAAGAAAGGUCAGUCACACUUUAUUUGGAUAGUCCCAUAUAGAGGAUCUACGGCUGGUCAUAUUAUUUACAUUUUAGUCAUUUAGCAGACGCUCUUAUCCAGAGCAAGUUACAGAGUUACAGUGCAUUCAUCUUCAAAAUGCUAGGAGGGACAAGCACAUGUCACAGGCAUAGCAAGUACAUUUUUCCUCAGUAAAGUAGGGUGGGUGUCAGAAGGGGGGAAGGAGAAAAGUAUCUAAGUGCCAUCCGCAUAGCAAUGAUAGGAGAGACCAUGUGAGGAUAUGAAGGAGCUCCUCCUGACCGGCUUAGCUGUCCACAGCCCUAUUCUGUAAACUUACAAUGAGUCACUCAGCCACGGAGCAGGAGGGGAGGGCUGAGCCGGCUGGGAGGAAAGGGGACAGUGCGAGUCAUAAG
This is a messenger RNA of Salvelinus sp. IW2-2015, 3413 nucleotides long. RefSeq names its product sodium/hydrogen exchanger 3-like. The record is from RefSeq and is a predicted model, not a curated record. Gene Ontology annotation, cellular component: plasma membrane; apical plasma membrane; brush border membrane. Gene Ontology annotation, molecular function: sodium:proton antiporter activity; potassium:proton antiporter activity. Gene Ontology annotation, biological process: potassium ion transmembrane transport; proton transmembrane transport; regulation of intracellular pH. Lineage: Eukaryota; Metazoa; Chordata; Actinopteri; Salmoniformes; Salmonidae.